UGGAUGAUUGCUGCUUUGGUCAACGUUUCAAAAGAAUCGUUUUUUCUUUUAGUUCCUUCCUUCUUUCGCUAUUUUCGCCAUUGAUUGCUGAAGAAAACACAGAGAGAGAGAGAUUCACUUCCCCAUUUCAGGUCAAAUUUCUUUCUUUCUAAUAGAUUUAUCUUCUCUAUUUGGGGGAAAUCAAUUAUUGUUGAAAUCUCCAGCUAAAGGAUCAAACUUUAGUUAGGGUUUUGGUUCUUCUUCAAAGUUUCUGACUUUUAUUUUUGUUCGGAAUCUCAGAAAAUCAAAAUGGGUGGUGGUGGUGAUACAACAGAUACCAAUAUGAUGCAGAGAGUUAAUUCUUCUUCUGGUACAUCGUCUUCUUCGAUCCCUAAACACAAUCUUCACUUGAAUCCUGCUCUUAUCCGCUCUCACCAUCACUUCCGUCACCCUUUCACCGGAGCUCCUCCACCGCCGAUUCCACCCAUUUCUCCUUACUCUCAGAUCCCGGCGACUUUACAACCUAGACAUUCUCGCUCUAUGUCGCAACCGUCUUCUUUCUUCUCCUUUGAUUCAUUGCCGCCGUUAAAUCCUUCUGCUCCGUCGGUUUCGGUGUCGGUGGAGGAGAAAACCGGUGCCGGAUUUAGUCCUUCGUUGCCUCCGUCACCGUUUACGAUGUGUCAUUCUUCUAGCUCUAGGAACGCCGGAGAUGGAGAGAAUCUACCUCCGAGAAAGUCGCAUAGGCGUUCGAAUAGUGAUGUUACUUUUGGGUUUAGUUCAAUGAUGUCUCAGAAUCAAAAGUCUCCUCCUUUGAGUUCUUUGGAGAGAUCGAUCUCUGGUGAAGAUACAUCAGAUUGGUCUAAUUUGGUGAAGAAAGAACCGAGAGAAGGCUUCUACAAGGGAAGAAAACCAGAGGUUGAAGCAGCUAUGGACGAUGUUUUCACGGCUUAUAUGAAUCUUGAUAACAUUGAUGUCUUGAAUUCUUUUGGAGGUGAAGAUGGCAAGAAUGGGAAUGAGAAUGUGGAGGAGAUGGAGAGUAGUAGAGGUAGUGGUACAAAGAAGACGAAUGGUGGAAGUAGUAGUGAUUCUGAAGGAGAUAGCAGUGCGAGUGGGAAUGUGAAGGUUGCGUUGAGUUCUUCUUCUUCAGGCGUGAAGAGAAGAGCAGGUGGAGAUAUUGCUCCUACUGGUAGACAUUACAGGAGUGUUUCUAUGGACAGUUGUUUCAUGGGGAAGUUGAAUUUCGGCGACGAAUCAUCGCUAAAGCUUCCGCCUUCUUCAUCAGCUAAAGUUUCCCCAACCAAUUCAGGUGAAGGGAAUUCAAGUGCUUAUAGUGUUGAAUUUGGAAACAGUGAGUUUACUGCAGCUGAAAUGAAGAAGAUUGCAGCUGAUGAGAAACUCGCUGAGAUUGUAAUGGCUGACCCUAAGCGUGUUAAAAGAAUCUUGGCGAACCGCGUAUCUGCUGCACGUUCAAAGGAGCGGAAGACGCGAUACAUGGCAGAGUUGGAACACAAGGUGCAGACACUUCAGACUGAAGCUACUACAUUAUCGGCUCAGCUCACACAUUUGCAGAGAGAUUCUAUGGGGUUGACAAACCAGAACAGUGAGCUGAAGUUUCGUCUUCAAGCUAUGGAGCAGCAAGCACAACUCCGCGAUGCUCUGUCAGAGAAACUGAAUGAAGAAGUCCAGCGGUUGAAACUGGUGAUAGGGGAGCCGAACCGCAGGCAAAGUGGGAGCAGCAGCAGCGAAUCAAAGAUGUCACUAAACCCGGAGAUGUUUCAGCAGCUUAGCAUAAGUCAGUUACAACACCAACAGAUGCAGCAUUCCAAUCAGUGUAGCACAAUGAAAGCAAAGCACACUUCAAACGACUAGGGUAAGUAAAACUGCGAUCCGCAGUUGUCUAGUUACAUAUAUGAUAAGAAUCUUUUGUGCAGAGUUCUGUUUUUGGAAGUUUUAAAGAAACAUAUAUAAAGAUUAUGUCCGGGAAAUUUGAUCAUAUUUCCUGAAACAUACACACAUAUAUAUAGUGGUAAUGGAGGACUUUCUUUCUGGACCAGGUGAUCUUAUGUUGUUUUGGUCAUAUAUUUACACAGUUAGGAUUUUAUUUCCCUUUGGAUUUUGGAUAAUCUAUGAGACAAUUUUUAAGGUUUAUAAAU
Molecule: messenger RNA, 2132 nt
Organism: Arabidopsis thaliana (thale cress)
Lineage: Eukaryota; Viridiplantae; Streptophyta; Magnoliopsida; Brassicales; Brassicaceae
Product: Basic-leucine zipper (bZIP) transcription factor family protein
Exons: 4
Coding region: 289-1848 (519 amino acids)
Biological process (GO): regulation of DNA-templated transcription
Cellular component (GO): nucleus
Molecular function (GO): transcription cis-regulatory region binding; DNA-binding transcription factor activity
Source: RefSeq, marked reviewed